AUGCUUACACAUUUCUACCGCUUGGUGACCCAGAUCAACAACUCAGAAACGACGCUUGAUGAUGCGGCGGGUUUGCUUUCUGGCCUCAUGACGGAUGAUGAGCACCUGGCAUUACUCCAAGGCAAUGGGUCUCGAACGCAAUACCUGUCAGACAACAAGGCUUCACCAUAUCCGGCUUCAGUCGUAUCUAGAGUCGGCGUGCCUGGAUUACAAUACGUCGAUGGAUCACGGCAGUCAUUUUUUACAGAGUUUCCAAGUCCACUGGGCAGAGCGGCAUCUUUCAACUGUCAGCUAGAAGAGCUCAUUGGAGAGGCUAUCGGUAUAGAAGUACGAGCUCACGGCGGAAAUGUAUAUGGUGGUAUAUGCCUUAACGUCACACGUCGAUCGGAUUGGGGACGAGCCCACCAGUCGUAUGGAGAGGAUCCGUUCGUCAUCAGUCGAAUGGGUAGUGCAGCAGCAAGAGGUGUACACAGGAACGCCAUGGUGGCCAUUCGACACUUUGCGAUGAACUCUCUGGAAAUUCUGCGAGAAGAUGGCAGGAUCACAUGCGACGAGAAAACAAUGAACGAGCUGUUCUUGCAGCAUUUUAAGGAGGUGCUCUAUGAGAGUGGAGCAGAAGUAGUUGUGUCUGCAGGCAAUCGUGUCAAUGGUGUUGCGUGCACGGAGAACCCAGCCCUGCUAAACGGAAUCUUACGACAACGCUGGCAUCUGGAUGAGUUGAUCGUGGCUAGCGACUGCACAUGGCCAGUCAAAAACGGUCCGGCAUCAAUUAAGGCAGGCCUGGAUAUCGAAAUGCCAUUCAAGUCAGGAGGAAGAAUCGCGGCUGUCGAGUCCGCUCUCGAGCAUGGAACACUGGACUGGUCCAACAUACAGAUCAUGACCGAACGCAUCCUCAAGGCUCAACUACGAUACCACUGCCGUACAACACGAAUGCCGUCGCCGGAUCCAGAAAAGAUAAGAUGCCAGCGCCAUAUUGGCCUUGCCCGACGAUCAGUAGCUGAAUCCAUGGUGCUUCUCAAGAAUGACAAUGGUUUUUUGCCUUUCAACAAGACAUCUCAGAUUAGAAUGACAGUCUUAGGGGAGUUGGCAGAUCGGGUCAGCUGCGCGUAUCAGUUCGAUGCCGCAUCUCAUGCUGCAGGUCCACCUGGAACAAGCCCUCUGGAGGAGCUGAGGAAAAGACACAAUGUCGCUGUGGACUACAUGCACGGGAAUGAAAAAGCCAAGGCGACAAAGUCUGCUAUGCUCGCUGAUGUUGUCCUGAUAUUUAUUCGUCCUUCGAGCAAAUCGGAGCUUGUUCACUCACGCAGCCGAUUCUUGGACCGCUUCCGCUCUCGCAAGCAAGCAGGGCAUGCAAUGGCACGUUUCCGGGACCGCAGGCAUCUGACUCUCGAUGCUCAUGAUCUCGAGCUCGCAAAAGCGGCUCUGAAUGUUGCUGGUCACAAAGCGGUUGUGAUAAUUGAGGCAGGCACGAGUGUGACGAUUCCGACCUUCGUGCGACAGAAAGCCACUGCCAUUUUAUUCUCCAGUUAUGGCUGCCGGCAGUACGGCAAGGGCCUGCGCGAUGUUUUGUUUGAUGAGCAAGAGCCAUCAGGCCGGUUGCCCUUCGUUCUACCCGAUACUGAAGAACAACUACUAGAGAAGGAGAGAAGCGCAUCAUCACAUGAAAUCAAAUACGACGAUAAAUGGGGCUAUAGGAGGCUACGACACGAGCAGCAGAAACCAGCAUACCCAUUUGGAUUUGGACUCGGCUAUUCAACCUUUUCACUCAAUUCACUUUGGUGCUCACACCCCAUUGUCAAAAUCAGUUUUGACAUGACAGUAAACACAACAAACACUGGGACGCACUCAUCUGCCGUUGUAAUCCAGAUAUAUGCAUCGAGAAGAUCACGGAGGGACAGUGCGACAUCGAGUGUUCCACCCAGAAGUCUCAUCGGUUUCGCAAAGGAAGUCAUCAACCCUGGCGAGAGCAGCGAGAUUGGCAUCAUCUGUCGCUUGAGUCCCCUAGCCGAGUUUCACUCGAGUACCAGUAAAAUGGUUGUCGCCGAGGGCGAAUAUGAUCUUUUUGUAUGUCAGUACGAAGGCGACAGCAAGGCUUUGUCAUCCUCGUUCCAAAUUCUGAAUGAGGUCUACUGCUGA
This is a messenger RNA of Aureobasidium subglaciale EXF-2481, 2136 nucleotides long. Its product is annotated as glycoside hydrolase family 3 protein. Bases 1 to 2136 code for a protein of 711 amino acids. Lineage: Eukaryota; Fungi; Ascomycota; Dothideomycetes; Dothideales; Saccotheciaceae. The transcript is spliced from 2 exons. Gene Ontology annotation, biological process: glucan catabolic process. Gene Ontology annotation, molecular function: beta-glucosidase activity. The record is from RefSeq and is a predicted model, not a curated record.